UAUUUCCGCACUGCCUGGGGCCAAAGGGAGAAGUGACAUGCGAGUUUCACCGCCUUAUUUACUCAGUACUGUCUGGGAGCUAUGAUGGUUGCACCACGGUCUCACAUGUAUCUCGGAAUACCUUUACGACGGCGGAUUACCUAUGAAACCCAACGAGUGUCCAAAUCGCCUUGCCGUUGGAAUGGACACUAAAAAGGAACCGAUUGACGAAUUUUACGAAAUAGGCGAAGAUUUGGGCAGUGGUCAGUUUGCGGUAGUGAAAAGAUGUCGUCACUUAGCCACCGGGAAGGAGUACGCUGGCAAGUUUAUUCGCAAACGCCGUGGUGGAGGAAGGAAAGGCGCAAGGAUCGAGGACAUUCAGAAAGAGAUCGAGAUACUGCGUCAAAUGAAACACCCAAAUGUCAUCAGUCUGUUUGAGGUGUUUGAAACAGCUGAUAAUGUCAUCCUAAUCCUUGAACUGGUGUCAGGAGGAGAGCUGUUUGAUUAUGUGUCAGAACGGGAUAAGCUCAGUGAGGAGGAGGCUUCAGCCUUUAUCAAGCAGAUCCUGGAAGGCCUUAAGCACCUGCAUGACCAGAGCAUUGCCCACCUGGACCUUAAGCCUGAAAAUGUGAUGCUACUUAACAAAAACAGCACAAACAUCAAACUAAUUGAUUUUGGAAUAUCACAAAGGAUUCGGAAUGGUGAUGAUGUGCGAGCCAUGUUGGGAACACCAGAAUUUGUGGCCCCAGAAGUUAUCAACUAUGAGCCGUUGUCCCUGGCAACAGACAUGUGGAGUAUCGGUGUCAUUACAUACAUCUUAUUGAGCGGAGCUUCGCCAUUUCUUGGGGAUGACAAACAAGAGACUUACCAGAACAUAACUGCUGUAGAUUAUUUCUUCGAUGAAGAGUUCUUUGUGGGAACAAGUGAUCUGGCCAAAGACUUCAUCAGCAAACUCUUUGUGAAGGAUCCGAGGAAGAGGUACAAGGUUGAAGACUGUCUUCAACACCCCUGGAUUAAGCCUAAACUGAAGGUGGAAGAGGAGGUGCGAAAGUCAUCUCUCAUCAACAUUGAGCACUUCAAGAAAUUCCAGGCCAGGAGGCGAUGGAAGCAAUCCAUGAAAGUGGUCUCCCUUUGUAACAGACUCUCCAGAAGUAUUUUGUUGCGUCGGAGCUGUGAUAUAUUGGGCAGCCGAAACAGCAGCACAGGAGGUGGAGGAGAGGAUGAUAAUUUUGUGAUGACAGCAUUAUUCUGUGCAGCAGAGGAAGGCAAUUUGAAUGGCAUCACAGAAUUAUUGACAGAGGCAAAUAACUUUGAUAUCAACCAAUCAAACAGGCAUGGGGAGACAGCUGUUCACAUGGCGGCCAGUGGAGGACACGUGGAAGUGUUAAAGUGUCUACAAGCAAGAGGGAUCAAUUUAAACAUGCUCGAUAAGCAUGGUGACAAUGCUCUAUAUUGGGCAGCUAGACAGGGGCACAUUGGGGCUCUGCAAUUCCUCUUGGAACAGGGAGUUGAAAUUAACACACAAAACAAGUGGAGAGGCGGCGGUUCAUGUGCGGCACGCUAUGGUUUCAGCCAGGUCGUGGAGUACCUGUGCUCUCAGGGAGCCGAUGUGGACCUACAGGAUAGUUUGGGUGAGACUGCCCUUCAUAGUGCUGCCUGGCAUGGCUUUGUGCCCAUCAUGUCUGCUCUCUGUGAGGCUGGCGCCGCCCUGGACAAGAAAAACAACGAAGGGGAGACGGUAUUGCACUGUGCAGCAGUCCGGGGUAAUCUGGAUUGUGUAAAGGUGUUGCUAGAUCACAACACACCUCUCAAUGAAGUGGAUAAGAGAGGAAGUACAGCCCUACACCUGGCCUGUCGUCGGCACCAUACCUCCAUAGCCCUGCUACUCCUCCACGCAGGCUGUGAGAUGGACACUCUUGAUCAAGAUGGAGAAAGUGCACUUCACGCUGCAGCCUCUGAAGGCCUGCUAACUGUGGUACAGACCAUGUGCGCGUUUGGCUGUCGUGUAGAUAUAGCCUGUCAGGGUUUCACAACACCGCUGCACUAUGCCAGUCGUGCAGGCCAUACAGAAAUCGUGAGGUGUCUACUGUUAUCAGGGGCCAACCCAGACCUAAAAAACAGGGAUGGGGUAACUGCUGAGGUCAUGGCACUGGCGCAGGGAUAUAAAGAUAUUUCUGAACUCUUGAGCAAAGUCAAAGCAGAUCGGCGGGAAAAUUUCAUCCAGCAGCUUCUACCAGCCACAAAGCCAUUGUCAUGCAUCAAGUUAAAGGUGAUGGGGUCGACGGGAGUUGGCAAAUCUACGCUGAUAGAGAGCAUGAAGUGUGGCUUGUUAAGUAGCUUCUUCAGGCGCAGUAGGUCCAACACCAAUAAUACAACAGCGUCUCACAGAGUUAAGAGUAAGAUAUCUCGUCAGUUUAGUUUACCCACACCACUGAACUACUCCCUGGGCAACACAAACUAUACCAAAGGUGUGGACAUCCAGCAAGUCAACAUUUCAGGCCUUGGGGAGAUGAGCGUGUGGGAUUUCUCAGGUUACCAGCCUUACUACAUGCUGUACGACCACUUCCUGGGGGAUGUCAACUGUAUCCACACAGUAGUUUUCAGCCUGGCUGACCCUGCAGACGAGCAGAUGGCUCAGGUCAUGUUCUGGUUAAACUUCAUCAAGGCUAGGAUACCACCCCAGGAGCCACUAGGGUAUUGUGGGCGGCUUCCUAACUUCCCCAAGGUGAUCCUAGUGGCGACCCACGCUGAUCGGGCAGGGUGCGUGAAGAAUUCCCGUGGGGAGUACGCCAGUAAGGAGGGCAGUCACAUCCUCUCCAGGGUCAAGGACAUCUUCAUGGCUGACCUUGACAUCUCCGAUCGUCUGUUUGUUGUGGAUGCACAAGCUGCCUCAACAGCUGAAAUCAAAGCUCUCAAACUUCACAUAGCUGAUCUCAAGAGUGGAAUCAUUAAGUCCCUUGAGAAAGGGAAUGGCUUUUUGGAUGCCAUGCUUGCUCAGCUGCCAUCAUGGAGGAGGUCAUCCUCAUCAUUUCCUGUGUUGUCAUGGCAACGGUUUGUGGAUUACGUCCGAGCAAAGGUCAACCCCUUAGCAGGAGAGGACCAUCUGAAGCUGCUGAUACAACAAUUACAACUUACAGGAGAGGUGGUAUACCUGGAAAGUGAGGUUGUACAGGAUCUGGUGGUUCUCCAUCCUAAGUGGCUGUGUAAUGAGAUCAUCGGGAACCUCCUGUCCCACGAGAAGAUCAUCACGUCGCGGAUCACUGGCUGCUUCACGGUUGACGACUUCCAGCUCAUGUACCCGGAGACAGAUGCGUUGGACUUGCUACAGGUGCUAGAGGCACUCGAGAUCUGCACACAGUGUGACAAUGAUGGUGAAAUAGAGUAUGAAUUCCCCUGUUUGAAUUUCGUGGAGACAAUACGAGGAUUGUGGGAGAGAGACCCUAAAUUUGGUGAAAAUACUGUGUACAGUGGUGUGAGGAUUAAAACCCCACGCAGCAUCACUGGCCAACUCAAACACGUGUUUCCACGGAUACAGGUGCAACUGCGACGAACGAUAUUACAAGACAGCGAUGACCCAGACAGUGACCUUUAUCAGUGGCAUCAUGGGUCCAAAUUUUGUUGCGGGUUGUUAGAAGGACUGCUAAAUAUGGACAAGCAGGAAGAAUUUUUAGAACUUAAAGUGCGAGGGGUAGAGGAAUCCAGGACUAAUGCUUUUUAUUUUCUGGAGGAUUUGAUAAACAUCGUGGAGCAGGUGAUUGUAGAGAUGUGUCCAGGGCUGUGUAUAGAACGGCAUGUGCUCAGUGUGGCUCAGUUACAGGAGCACCAGAAGCACAUUGAGGCCUACCUGCCCAGAGAACUCUUCUUAAUGGAGGUGAGAAAGGAGUGCGAGGUGUGCCUGCUGGACGGGCCACUGGAGCAGUUCAUAGACCUGGUGUGUCUGGGUUCGGAGGAGGUAUUCAGCAGUCUGACACUCGGCGUAGACUUGCACGUCUCUCAUCUAACAAUCCACACGCGCCGCCAGCUGUCACGCCUCCUCGACCCCCCAGAUCCAAUGGGGCGUGACUGGUGUCUACUGGCCGUUGUUCUGGGCCUCUCCACCAUACUCCCAAAUCUCGACAAUGCCACCAACAUGGCAGAGAGCAAAACGGACAAAGUGCUGGAGGAGUGGGCCAAAGAUCAGUCGAGUACGAUCGGCCUCCUUCUGGUGAAGUUGCGAGAGCUGAAUCGUGGAGAUGCUGUGGAAGUGUUGCUCAACACUGGCCCUGUAUUUAAAGUGUUUAUCUAUGAGGAGCAGAGCACUGAUGAAAAUCACGUGCCUCCUGCAAACACUGCCUCGACGAACACAUUGUCAAACCUUUCACGGUGAUGCUUAGCCAGUGUAUCUGACAAAGACUGGUCUAUUAAAGACAAAGCUUACGGUUAUUAACAGUAUGGAUUUAUUGAGUCUUGGAGAAUAGAGCUUCUAGAGGGAGCCUUAGAAGUGCAUGUACAUAUAUUCAUAUUGCUUUCUGUACAGACAUAUUUCUAUAGGGUUCUCAACAACUUCAUGGGUUAUAGUUAAGUGGACAAAAUACAGGAACAUAAAUCUUUGUAUUUUCUUUUCCAACCAUGCCAAUCAUCCCAGAGUUCAACAGAAGUUGAUUAAAUAGAAUGGAUAUAGGACAUAGAAACAGCAGUUUCUACCUUUUAGCCCAUCUGUACAAAAAUAUCCACUGAUAACUUCAUCAGAGGUUUAUUUCUGUGAUGUGAGCAUUUUGUUGUAUUUAGUAUACUGGAAUGAAAUUUUGCCAUGAUUUUGACCAUGCUGUAAGCAUAUAUUCUACACUGUUUUGUUAAGUCUCUUCUCUGUUUCUUGCCAGGUACAUGUGUAUGCACUUGUAAAUAAUGUACAACUCUUACACUUUUAUUCAUUUAUUUGUUACAUGUGGAAUGUCUUUUAAAGGUCUGAUCUUUUCAGUUGUGCGGUAUAUAAAAACGGUCAGAAAGUGGCCAUAUAUUGUGUGGAUGAUCUGGAUUUCUUCUGUCUUUUAUGUUGGAAUUUUUAUUUUGGCUAGUUCCCCUGGGCUCUGCCUAGUUUCCACUCACCAUAAUGUUGGCUGCAGUCGUAUAAGUGAAAUAUUCUUCAGUAUGGCAUAAAAUACCAAUCAAAUAAAUAAAUAAAUAAAUAAUUUUGUCUUGAUUUCUUGACAAACACUUUUUUGGCAUGAAAGGGCAACUUAUCACAAACACGUGCAUAUUCAUGAAAUACUGUUAGGAACUUUCAGUGAUAACUUCGUGUACAGGCACAUUAUUUUCAAACACUUGUACAUGAAGGAUAUGCUUAGCAGCAAGCAUUGAUCUUUCAGAAAUUAUAUAGACUGAUGUAGAAUCUUAAAUUAGAUCUGUUGUGUGAUUGGCAAAAAUUCUGCCUUGAAACACAUGCAGCCUGAUUUACAUGUGGAGCAAAAUAAAAUCUUUCUUAUAUUUGCAUUAUUCUAAUAUUUUGCAGAGAAACCAUAGGGGGCAAUAAUCUCUUAGCAGUGUGAGCAUGAGUAUGAUCUGCCCAGCAGCUGCAGUCAGUGCAUGUAUUUUUCAUCUGAUCAUUGUGAUCUUCCCAAUUCAAGAUUACCACAUCAUCACAUUUUUGCUUACAACUGUAUCUUCACUACCAUGAGUGUCAGCUGACUUUUCUUGGGUACAUGUCCUCUUCACAUUAUCCCAUCUGAUAGUUUUUCACUGAUGCACAGUAAGAAGAGGUUUAUGGCAUUCUUGAUCAAUACUUCACGAAGUAAAUUACACAAAAAAUCCUGUCACAGUACAUUAAACUUACCCUCAAAACUGCAUUACACUAACAUGUUCAUCAAAAACAUAUUCACAUUUCUUAAUGGUACAUUUCUUAUUCAUUUCAAUUUGAGGACUAAAUUACUAUACACACAUGUAUUCUCAGAUCCUGUGGUGUGAAAAGGUAUAUCUCAUUUGUUCUCUUAAACAACCAUUGCACAUUUUCAAAUAAUCUCAAGUGCUGUUUUUCAUAUUUUUCAAUUUUCUCAAACUAUACAUUUACAAAUCACAUUUGACAGUUAUGUAAACAACGUCAAUGCAGCAAACUUCUCAGUUACCUGGAACACAUUUAAAACUUUGUAUCUCAAACAGUACAAUAUCUGCAUAAAACUCAAUCUCUGACUGUAUUAUAAUGUAUUUUUUUUAUUACCUAUGGUAUUUGUAUCAAUUUCUCAGUAACACAAGCUUCAGUUGUUACAUAACUCAAAAUUACAUUAACGAUUUCUCAAUGUAUUAACAAUUUUCAGCAAUAUCAUGUUCAACUUGUCGGUAUAAUUUCUUAAAGUUUACAUGUAGAACUCUUGAUAAAUAGGUUUUGUAUUCAUUCAGUGCAUUACACAUUUGUCUGUUAUCUUAAUUACUAGUAGUUAAUUAUCAAAUAUCAAAUCACAAUUGAAAGGUUUACUUUGUAUAUAUUUUAACUGACAUUUUCAAAAUG
This is a messenger RNA of Liolophura sinensis, 6457 nucleotides long. Its product is annotated as death-associated protein kinase 1-like. The record is from RefSeq and is a predicted model, not a curated record. NCBI's taxonomy places the organism in Eukaryota, Metazoa, Mollusca, Polyplacophora, Chitonida, Chitonidae. Gene Ontology annotation, cellular component: nucleus. The transcript is spliced from 25 exons. Bases 143 to 4345 code for a protein of 1400 amino acids. Gene Ontology annotation, biological process: positive regulation of apoptotic process; protein phosphorylation; intracellular signal transduction. Gene Ontology annotation, molecular function: protein binding; protein serine/threonine kinase activity; ATP binding.